AUGGGUAACGAAGAAUCAAGCAUGGUGGAUGAGUCUGCGCAUCCUUCAGUACUGGAAGCUCGGACCGUCCAAGCCGUAGCCAAGUACAUCAAGGAACACAACGUGAACAAAAUUGUCUUGAUGGUCGGCGCUGGCAUCAGUACUUCAGCUGGCAUCCCAGACUUUCGGUCUCCAGAUACCGGACUCUAUGCUAAUCUCGCCUUUCUUGAUCUUGAAGAGCCAGAGGAUGUCUUUGACAUCAGCUUCUUUCGUGAGAACCCUAAGCCGUUUUAUGCGCUGGCACGUGAACUCUACCCAGGACGCUAUCGCCCAACCAUUGCUCACUGCUUCGUCAAAUUGCUCCACAACAAGGGUCUUCUCUUGAAACAUUUCACACAGAACAUUGACUGUCUUGAGCGUCAAGCUGGCGUACCCGGAGAUAAGAUCAUCGAAGCACAUGGAAGCUUUGCAACCCAGCGAUGCAUCGAGUGCAAGACGCCAUUCCCAGACAACGAGAUGCAAAAGAAAGUCCAAGCUGGGGAGGUGCCGUACUGCAACGAUCCUCAAUGUAAUGGGCUCGUUAAGCCCGAUAUUGUCUUCUUUGGCGAACCCCUGCCAUCGAGCUUUCACGACAGCCGGGACUUGCCCGGGCAGGCUGAUCUCUGUAUUGUGAUGGGCACCAGUCUCUCAGUUCAGCCCUUUGCCAGCCUGCCACAACUCUGCAGUCCAGGAGUUCCCCGUGUGCUGAUCAACAUGGAGCGCAUUGGAGGCCUUGGAUCUCGUCCUGACGACGUUCUCCUCCUGGGGGACUGCGAUGCUGGAGUACGCAAGUUUGCCAAGGCCAUGGGGUGGGAAGAAGAGCUGGAGGCUCUCUGGGAGGAGACCAAUCCAGACCCCCAGGCUCGCGAGGCUGAAAAUGCGCCACUUCCCACACGCGACGAGCGGCUCCGCGAGGAAGUUACUCGACUAACAUCAGAUGUGGACCGCACGCUGCAGCUCACCAAUGCCUAUGAACAGCGCGUGCGCGACCACUUGGGUGAGCCAAAGAGCUCCCAGACCGUCACCAUGUCGAGUUCUUCAGAGGGCACUGAGUCCUCAGAGGGGUUGGCUCAUGUUUUCCCGCAUUUAGCGCCGGAGUCGCGACAGUAA
This is a messenger RNA of Penicillium diatomitis, 1128 nucleotides long. Its product is annotated as SIR2 family NAD-dependent protein deacylase. Bases 1 to 1128 code for a protein of 375 amino acids. The transcript has 2 exons. Gene Ontology annotation, molecular function: NAD+ binding; histone deacetylase activity, NAD-dependent. Lineage: Eukaryota; Fungi; Ascomycota; Eurotiomycetes; Eurotiales; Aspergillaceae. The record is from RefSeq and is a predicted model, not a curated record.